CCUUGCUGGCCAUCGUCCUCUUCUCUUCUCCCACCCAGAUAUCCACCAGCCAGCCUCUCUCGCGGGCAACACCAUCACCUCUUCCCUCCUCCUCCUCCUCUUCACGUAAUGCGCAAUGGGCCUCCCUCUAUGGCGCUCUCCUUCUCCCCAGCCCUAUGAGCCCGUGCUCUCCCGCGACCCCUUCAAAUGUCGCCGCCGCGAGCUCGGCUCCCGCAUCGAGCGGCCGCGCCAGCGCAGUAUCCUCCCCGCAGGCUCUGUCCGCCGCUUCAUAGAGACCCACGGCAUCUCCUCCUCCUCCUCCUCCUCCUCCUUCACUUCUUCCUCUGCAGACCACAUCCACAGCACUUGGCGUACGCGCGACUCGCAGCCUGAAUCUGCUGCUGCCGCUGUCGCUGCCGCUGCCGAAGUUGAUCCUGACCCGUUCGAGUUUCUCUCCGCAGCUUCCUCACCUUCCUCUCCCCGUCAUGCCGAGCCCGAAACCGAAGGCUCUCGUUUGGCCAGCAGCAUCAACCGUCGCAGCAUGCUCAGCUUUCUGCAUUUCCCCGACGAAGACGGCGACGAGGACGACGAGGACGAAGCAGACAACGACGACGUCAACAUGGACGACGACGCCCUCUCUUCAAGAAGACGGUCGCGCUACGAUAUCAACUCCGCACUCGAAAGACUAGAGCCACGGUCACGACGUGAUGUUGACGACGACUCGGCGUCCUCAUCGCUUGUUCCUAGCGCUUGGUACAGAUACUACGUGCCGAGAUUAUUAGACGACGGUCCGUUGACAAACGACGACCGUGGCGAGACAGACCAUGGUCAUACCAUGCCAGACGAUGACGCCCAUGACUUUCCCAGCACUCCCUCCUCCUCGUCGCAGCCAUCCUCAAGCGAAUCCUUCCUAACCCUGUUCAACAACCGCUACUCCUCUACCUCCUCCACCUCAUCUCGUCACGCAUCAGUACUCGCAUCCACGCGCGAUUCAGCCCUCCAGCGCCGUCGCCGCCGACGAAUACCUCUCCCGCCCUUCCACCCCCAUCGCUCGCAGUCUCCGCCCCAGCUCCCCUCGUCAUCGCUCACAUCAACACUUUCAUCCUCUCUCGCGACCUCGGACUCGUCCGCACCCGGUCCCUCCUCCUCCUCAUCACAUCUCUCUUUACCUUCCGCGCAGCACACAGACGGUCUGCGUCGCCAAUACCUGCGCCGCCAGCGCUCGCGAUUCUUACGGGUACAUCAGAAUAGCAUGCUCAACCUGUCAAACGGUGAUAACGCUGCAACGUCGACAUCCGCAGCGGCAGCCGAAGAAAACGAGCACGAGCGCGGGUUACGACUGCUAAUGGCCGCGCGAAGGCAGGAAGUGCGUGAACGACUACACUCUCAGCAGCAGCCCUCCUCCUCCUCACAACCAACCGAGCAGCAGCCCGAGGAGCACGAGCACGAGAGCGAGCUGUGGAGACUCUUGGAAGUACGCUCGGAGCGCCAAUUGCGCGACCAGAACACACAUCUGGAACUACAAGCCCGUCGACUACUGCUACGGAGUCUACAGGUCGACCCGACAAACCCUGACCGGCGAGAUGAGAGCGAAGGAUCGGAGACCGAGCGCGAGAGAGAACGGCAGCAGCGCUCGGCGGUCGAUCUGGCGGAUACGUACUCAGGCACGCUUUUGCCAAACUCGUCGUCGGCUUCGCGGCAUCGGCAUAGGCUCUUUCGUCUUGGUGCCGCGUCUCGUAGUGGCUCGCUAGCAGCUCCGCAGGUUCCCAGAUCUGAGGAGCACCCGUUGAUCUUUCCACGACCGGCAUCUACGGACCCCAGUGGUUCUAAUGAGCCGCCUUUGCGCAGAAUGAGAGGAUCCCCUCCGCUUUUUAAUGAAUCUACAUCCUCUGCUCCUGCCUCUUCAUCAUCCUCGUCCACACUACGCAGGAUAAUCCAGGGCUCGAUGCAUAGGCGGAGCUUGACGGACGGUCUUGGAGAUCGCGAUCGCAGUCCGGUUUUCGAUCACGACGACAACGACGGAACCAGUCAGAAUUUAUCUACUGCCGCCUCAUCAGCUGCUCUUGAUAACGCGCGCGACAGCAGUAGCAGCAGUAGUAGUGCUGUUACGGCAUCGGCAGUUGCAUCCACGGUCGCUGACGAAUCGUCUUCGGUAGCGUGCGAGGUUGGCGAUGACUUUCUGAGCAUCGAGGCGUUGGCGGAGACGCGGUGAGAGAUCAUUUAAUAAGGUCAUUUGUGUUCAAUGUAAUUACUUGUACGGGGUUUCAAAAUAAAUACUGUGUAUCUCUUACGUAUCAAUGGCGUCGGUUUGCUUAGGUUUGGGAGAAACUGCUCUUUUCGCUGGCUGUAUGUAA
This is a messenger RNA of Myxozyma melibiosi, 2333 nucleotides long. RefSeq lists its product as uncharacterized. Lineage: Eukaryota; Fungi; Ascomycota; Lipomycetes; Lipomycetales; Lipomycetaceae. The transcript has a single exon. Bases 116 to 2191 code for a protein of 691 amino acids. The record is from RefSeq and is a predicted model, not a curated record.